This is a messenger RNA of Octopus sinensis (East Asian common octopus), 4418 nucleotides long. Its product is annotated as serine/threonine-protein kinase pakA-like. The record is from RefSeq and is a predicted model, not a curated record. Lineage: Eukaryota; Metazoa; Mollusca; Cephalopoda; Octopoda; Octopodidae. Gene Ontology annotation, molecular function: [heparan sulfate]-glucosamine 3-sulfotransferase activity.
CUGUUAUAAGCCAACAAAAAUCACCACCACUACUCCGUCCUGGUGCCUUGCCAAGAGUUUGUCAGUGGAUUCCGUCUGAAUGAAAACGGUUUCAUUUACUCUCCUGUCUCGCCAUCUCGUCAGCUUGCCAUGCACAACCACUGGACGAAAACAACGGCACCACCGUGUUACUAUAUUGAAAGGUCACACAACUAACUGUGAUAUGCACAAACAUUGACACACUUCCACACACGGUUAUACAUGUGUGUAUACAGAUAAUAUAUACAUACAUACACGUGGAUAUAUAUAUAUAUAUAUAUAUAUAUAUGGUAUCAUAAAUACAUAUGUACACAACCAUGUGGGUACAUAUAGAUUCCAAAAUAUAUUCACAGAAACACAUGUGCUUGCUGCAAACAUAUUGAAUUAAAACGCUCUGAGGGAAGGCAGGCUAAGAGAAGGCGUAGAAGGAAAAGAAGGAAAACAGAAAAAUGAAUGAAUGAAGAAGGGAAGAAAUGUGGUUUGAAUAGAAAGUUAAAACGGGAAAGAAAGACGCACGGUCCCAUGUGAAGUUAAGGAUCUAGAUUAUAUGAAGUGGAUUAACUUGUAAACCUCAGGGAUGACGGAUUAAAAGAGAUGCAAUAAUAUCUUUGCUGUAUCCCCGGAUUAAAUUGGUAAUGUCCAAAUUACUGAAGCAGCAGAACAACCCGAGCGCGAGUACCUCUGUCCGAUUCCUUCGGGUUGCUAAAAUCAUCAGCUAACUCCCUCAAAUCUCCUGUUUCUUAAGAGCAAAAAAGGACACAGUCAUUUACGAAGUAGAUAAGAAAGUAAAACUAUCAGGGAUGUUAGUAACUGGAAUACCUUUGGUCAUAGGUCUGCUCGAUCGAGGCUGACUUGGAGUUAAAUAAUAACGACAACACAGUCAAGAAGAAACAUUGAAAUAAUUAUAACAGCAAUAAUAAAAACUGAACAACAACCACCACAGCAAGAACAAACAACGACAACAACAAAAGUAACAGCAAUAUCAUACAACAGAACUGCAGCAACUAAUAGCGAACAAAAUUUUUCAGAUCACUAGCUAUAUUCUCCAUAAAUAAAAAUAACAAGUACUACUACUACUACUACUACUACUACUACUACUACUACUACUACUACUACUGGCAUCGCUGCUGUUGCUGCUGUCAUACAACCGCAGAAGUAAAAUUCUGUGAGAGCCCCAAAGAAAUUUUGAAAAUUUCUCUGACAUCACAUUUUACAGCCAAAUAAUAAAUUUUUAACAACAGCUACAAAAGAAAAGCAACUAUAGAAGGAUUAACAUUCCGAUAUGAUAUCGCCUGGAUUAAACUGGGAUUACAGUUUAUCCGUUCAGUUAUGUAGAUGAUACGCAAUCUUUUUAUCAGGUUCGUUAUGGUCAGCGGAUUUUUAAGUGCGUUCAUCUACACUCUUCUUAUCGCUUACGACACCCGGCUAUUUAUGGUUGAAGGACGGAUAAUAUCUGUUGGGGAUUUACCAAGCCCUAAUGCAUUCUCUGAGCAGAGAUAUGGGGUUCGUGGCAACACCACCAACAGUUGGGGUAAAGUGCAAGUACCUCAGCAAGGAAAAUCCCCAUUAUUGCGCAAAGAAGCACCCCCACCAUCACCCCCACCGUCAAAACCACAACCAAAACCACCACUUCGAAGAGCAUCAAUGGUGAUGAUGCCGUUAGCAAAAACAACAAUACCGCCAUGGCGAAGAUUAUGGUUGCAACGGCAUCUAGAAUGGCAAGACAAGUACAUAGCAUCGUUAAUUGGGAAGCAAGGAACUCAACAAAGAAAAUCCCCAUUACUGCGCAAAGAAGAACCUCCACCAUCAACUCCACCAUCAAAAUUACAAUCGAAACCACCGCUUCGAAGAGCAUCACUGCUGACGAUGUUGUUACCGAAAACAACAAUGCCGCCAUGGCGAAAAUUAUGGUUGCAACGGCAUAUAGAACUGCAGGACAAGUAUAUAGCAUCGUUAAUUAGGGGGCCAUCACGUGUUCGCAAUCGACGAAUCGGCAAGUACCUUUGGCAAAAAGGUUUCAUUGGUGAUCGUCGUCGACUUUGGAAUCGAGUACAAGAUGCGUCUAAAAUAGAUGGUGGAGACGGCGGUGGCGUAUCAGAGUACGUUGACCGCGGUCACGACAAUGAAAAUAACAAAACCCACUUUUCUUUCCAAUCACAACUCAUUGGUCAGAAAAGGGCAUCAUUAUCCUCAUCAUCAUCCUCUUCAGCUUCUUCGCAAACAUCUUUCUUAUCGUCAUCAUCAUCAUCAUCAUCGUCGUCAUCAUCAUCAUCAUCAUUACAUGCUUCAUUCAAUAAUGCUAAGCCGUCUUCAGAAAUCCCUCCCGUGUUAACAACACCAUCACCACAGUCAUCACAUUCGUCAUUGUCAUCAUCAUCACUAUCGUCAUCAUCAUCAUCACCAUCACUAUCAUCUCGCUUCUUCCGGUUCCGUUCCUCGACUUCACCGUCCACGCCUAUAGCAGCUACCACCAACUUAACGGUGCUCAACUUACUUAGGAAAACGUUUCGAACGGCAAAAUUCCAUGAUCGACGGAAGAAAAGGCACAAAAAUUCCCAGAACAUUUACAGGGACCAAAUGAAACCUAAAUUACAAAGUAAUCCUGUAAACGCUACUGUACAGUCUUUACUCGCAGACUCCAUCCAAACUCCCAUUUUACAGACUUUUAAACAUCCACAACCUCUCCGGAGUCAGCAGACCCAACCCGUUCAAUUUCAGGUUUCUGGACCGUUGUCUGGUGUCAACAGCCGAAGUGCAAUAAGUGAUUCUUUAGUUUCAACUCCGGUGCCCUCUCAGAAAUUCCGCAGACACAAAACACAUCUCUCCUCAUUAGCUGAUAACGAAGACAGAUUUGAAAAUAUGGGUUUGUCAAAUCCCUUUGUCGAUAAGAACACGAACAGAGACAACAAUAACAACAACAACGUUAACACUUAUAUCAGUAGUAGUAGUAGUAAUAGUAAUAAUAAUAAUAAUAAUGAUGAUGAUGAUGAUGAUGAUGAAAGCAAUAAUAAUAGUAAUAAUGAAAGAGGUGGUAGUGACAAGGGAAACGGUACAAUGAUGACAAAAUCUGUAACUAAUGAUUGGCUUCGCAAGAUGGAGGACGUAAUCAGUUUCAGACAAGUGGAUGACAACAAGGCAGAAUAUGGGGUGAAAUCCGUGUACAGCGUUGACAAUGUUGGUCAGUACAAGGAUAGAAUAAUUGAUAAGGUCAGUGGUCUGGAGAGCGAAAAUGACAUAGCAAAUACGGAAGGACAGAAAGUCAGGAAAGUUGAUGAUGGAGUAGCAGUGGGGGAAGAGGCGGUCGAGACGGACGCGGAAAGGGACGAAGAGGAGGAGGAGGAGGAAGAGGAGGAAGAGUGGUGGGAUGAAGCGAAAGAAAGAGACAAAGAGAACGAGAAAGUGAAAGAAUGUGAUAAAGAAGCAACUAAAGAAAGAAACAUUGAGAACAGUAAUAACAACAGCAAGAACAUUGUGAGAGAUGUUCACCAGGAGCAGUUGUCUCCUAAAACUUUGUCUUCGCGGAUUGUAACUAUACGGGAUGGAGUGUCAAAAAAACUGCCCCAGGCUAUAAUUAUUGGAGUAAAGAAAGGGGGUACACGAGCCUUGUUGGAAUUUUUACGAUUACACCCGGAUAUUAGAGCACCUGGACCAGAGCCCCAUUUCUUCGACAGACAUUAUACAAAGGGUCUGGAAUGGUACAGGAACCAAAUGCCGGUGACAAUUAAGGGGCAGAUAACCAUGGAGAAAACACCAAGUUAUUUUAUUACGCGAGAUGUUCCUCGUCGAAUCCACAGCAUGUCAAAAGAUGUUAAGUUAAUCGUCGUUGUUCGCGACCCGGUCACCCGUGCAAUUUCUGAUUAUACACAGACUAUGACCAAACGACACACUAAGACAAUUCGAACAAUGGCAUUUGUGAAUAACAGCACUCGAAUUGUGGACACGUCUUGGGGAGCAAUUCGUAUUGGUGUCUACGCUAAACAUCUUCAGUCAUGGUUGAAAUAUUUUCCACUUGAACAAAUGCAUUUUGUAAGCGGAGAGAAACUAAUAUCAGAUCCUGCAGGAGAAAUGACGUUAUUACAAGAUUUUCUCGGACUUAAAAGGGUCAUAAACGAAAAACAUUUUUUCUUUAAUGAAACAAAGGGGUUUCCUUGUCUGAAAAAAGUAGAAGGCAGCGGCCAUCCGCACUGCUUAGGUAAAACGAAAGGACGACAACACCCAGUAAUAGAUCCACGUGUAAUACAAAGGUUAAGAGACUUUUAUCGACCAUUUAACACAAAGUUUUAUAGCAUGGCCAAACGGAAUUUUGAAUGGCCUUGAUACAGGUACAUUGCUUUGCUGGGUUGAGUAUGGUUUUCUAAUCGUUGUUCGUUUGUUUAAGAGGAAUAAAUGAAUUUAUGAAG